Molecule: messenger RNA, 3903 nt
Organism: Tachysurus fulvidraco (yellow catfish)
Lineage: Eukaryota; Metazoa; Chordata; Actinopteri; Siluriformes; Bagridae
Gene: klhl5
Product: kelch-like family member 5
Exons: 11
Coding region: 135-2336 (733 amino acids)
Molecular function (GO): protein binding
Source: RefSeq, a predicted model, not a curated record
UCUCUCUCUCUCUCUCUCUCUCUCUCUCUCUCUCUUCCUCCUUGUGCCGUUCCCUCGCGCACGCCUCCUCGUCUUCAUCUUCUUCCUCCUCCUCUUACCCGUAACACUCCUGUCGCGCGCACCGGAGUCGCGGGAUGUCGGUCCCCGGCAGGAAAGACUUCGACGUGAAGCAGAUCUUGCGCAUCCGCUGGCGUUGGUUCGGCCACGCGAUGUCCCCGCCUCUGGUGGAGGAGCUGCUCUCUAGAACCGGAGACCUCCACCGUCACCAUCAGCACAACCGUCCGCACGCGCUCGGGAGCCCGGACGCCGCCUCGGCGAGCAGCGCAAGCGCCCACGUUAACUCUCCCGUUAGCGUAAACCGAAAUAAGUUGAGCGCCUCCGCGUGUGCUCUUCCUCCUCCUCUUCCUCCUCCUCCUCAUCGCUCCACGAGCCAGCAGGAGUGCGGAAGCACCGCGUUCACGUCUCCGUCUCACUCCUGCUCCGCAUCCGACGUGACCUGCGAGGGCACCGAGCAACGUAACGGCACCACGGGCGAAGACGCGGAGAACAACAACACCACCAAAGGGGAGAGCGAAUCGAGCUCGUGCAGGACAUCAAACAGCAGCACAACUCUGUCCUCAUGCGUGUCCAUGGAGCCGUGUGUGCCUGAUGAACUCUUCCAGUCGCACAGCCACGCUGAACACACCUUCAAGCGCAUGGAGACCUACCUGAGGACCCGCAAACUGUGUGACGUGGUGCUCGUAGCCGGGGAUCGCAAAAUACCUGCGCACAGGUUAGUCUUGUCCUCCGUGUCCGAUUACUUUGCAGCCAUGUUCACCAGCGACGUCCGAGAGGCCAAGCAAGAAGAGGUGAAAAUGGAGGGUGUGGACCCAGAUGCAUUGUGGGUGUUGGUGCAGUAUGCAUACACGGGGCGGUUGGAGUUGAGGGAGGACACCAUCGAGUCUCUGCUGUCGGCGGCGUGUUUGCUGCAGCUCUCAGCCGUAGUUCAGGCCUGCUGUAGCUACCUGAUGAAGCAGCUGCAUCCGUCCAACUGCCUGGGAAUCCGUUCAUUUGCCGACGCUCAGGGCUGCCAGGAUCUGCACAAAGUGUCACACAACUACACCAUGGAACACUUCUUGGGUGUGAUGAAGAAUCAGGAGUUUCUGCUGCUCCCAGCGUGUGAGGUGGAGAAGCUCUUGGUGUCUGAUGAUAUGAAUGUUCCGGAUGAGGAGACGGUGGUGUCAGCUCUGUUCAGCUGGGUGCAGUACGAUUCUGCAAACCGUCAGUCACAGCUUCCAGCAUUGCUUCAACACGUCCGCCUGCCUCUGCUCAAACCCCAGUUUUUAGGGGACAUGGAGUCCAACCUAUUGCUGAGGGACAGUGUUGAGUGCCAGCGCUUGAUCAUGGAGGCCAUGAAGUACCACCUGCUGCCUGAGCGCCGCCCACUGCUGCAGAGCCCAAGGACACGGCCACGAAAGGCCACCGUGGGGACGUUGUUUGCCAUCGGAGGCAUGGACGCAACCAAGGGAGCGACGAGUAUGGAGCAGUACUGCGUACGGCGAGACACGUGGAGGCAGGUGGGUGUGCUGAGUGGGCGGAGACUGCAGUUUGGUGUAGCAGUCAUCGACCAGCGGCUCUACGUAGUCGGUGGACGUGACGGCCUCAAGACCCUUAACACGGUGGAGUGCUACAACCCGCGCAGCAACACAUGGAGCGUCAUGCCUCCCAUGGCCACGCACCGCCACGGCCUUGGUGUAGCUGUGUUGGAAGGCCCCAUGUACGCAGUAGGAGGUCACGAUGGUUGGAGUUAUCUGAGCACAGUGGAGCGCUGGGAUCCUCAGGCCAGGCAGUGGAGCUUUGUUGCUUCAAUGGCCACACCACGGAGCACAGUGGGCGUCGCCGUGCUUAACAGCAAGCUAUAUGCAGUAGGAGGGAGAGAUGGCAGCUCGUGUCUGAAGUCAGUAGAGUGUUUCGAUCCUCACACUAACAAAUGGAGUGCAUGUGCUCCCAUGGCCAAACGCAGAGGUGGCGUUGGCGUGGCAACCUGGAAUGGCUUCCUCUACGCCAUCGGCGGCCACGACGCCCCCGCAUCCAGCCUCGCAUCCCGGCUCUCUGACUGUGUAGAGAGGUACGAUCCGAAGACGGACAUGUGGACGGCUGUGGCCCCGAUGAGCGUCAGCAGGGAUGCCGUGGGGGUUUGUUUACUCGGAGACCGACUGUACGCUGUGGGAGGGUAUGAUGGUCAGGUCUACCUGAACACGGUGGAGGCCUAUGACCCCCAGACCAACGAGUGGACUCAGGUGGCGUCGUUGUGCUUGGGUCGAGCCGGAGCCUCUGUGGUUGCCGUCAAGCUGUGAUGCUCCGCCCCCUGAGGACUGUUACCGUGGUGAUUUUUGUACAGCUUUCUGUUUCAUUGGACUUGGAGGCAUCAGAGCACACACACACACAUACGCACGCACACACAUGCGCACACACACACUCCCUCAUUAACCAGUUCAUUUGUUUCAUUAAGCCAGUUAAUCUCCUCCUAAUGUCUUGGGAUUCUUUUUCUUUCACCAUUGAUUCCUCCUUGUGUGGGAAAACAAGGAAUGGAUGAUCUGGAUGAGUGAAAGAAGGAGGGAUGAACUAAGGGACAAUUGGAUGGAUGAGAAGAAAAAAUAGCAGGUUCUUAAUGAACCUCUCCUUCCUUUCUUGUAUCUUGUAUUCUGUCUCUUUCUUUUUUUUUUUUUUUGAGUCAUGUGCCUUUAUUAUGUGGCCUUGUGUAUCUACUUUGCAAUGAGAGACAGAAAUAUAUGAAGUGUGCGUGCGUGUCUGUGUGCGCACGUGUGUGUGUGAUUCAGAUUUUUUCCCUCUUGUUCAUUGACUUGUGUGUGUCAGCGUGUCAGUCGGCUGUCAGUCAGACAACACAGAAAUCUUUAGAAACCACAGAGUUCAGAACACCAGGGCAGCUGCUGCAAGGUAUUAUGGGUUAUGAAUAAUUAAAAAAAGAGAUGCUAAACUAACACACCUGUGUUCAGCGCUGACAAUGUAAAUGACAUUAAUAAAUGUUACAUACUGUCGUGUGGAUUAGCUGUCAAUCAAACCUGUGUGCUGUUCUGAUUGGCUGUAUGGUCAGGGUUCUGUCUGAUUCCCCAGCGGGAGGUUAAAGGUUGUAACUACACUAACCUCAUGGAUAAAGAGGUGGAGGAGUGAUGAGUGAACACAGUGAGACAGAAGGAGGGUAACAGGGAUGGAGAGUGAGAUGGAAGGAGGGUGAGACGGAUGGAGAGUGAGACAUAUGUAGAGUGAGGUGGAAGGAGGGUGAGACAUAUGGAGAGUGAGGCGGUGGAGAGUGAGGUGGUAGAGAGUGAGACAUGGAGAGUGAGACAGAAGGAGGGUGAGACAUAUGGAGAGUGGUGGAGUGUGAGGUGGUAGAGAGUGAGACAUGGAGAGUGAGACAGAAGGAGGGUGAGACAUAUGGAGAGUGUGGUGGUGGAGUGUGAGGUGGUAGAGAGUGAGACAUGGAGAGUGAGACAUGGAGAGUGAGACAUGGAGAGUGAGACAUGGAGAGUGAGACAUGGAGAGUGAGACAGAAGGAGGGUGAGACAUAUGGAGAGUGUGGUGGUGGAGUGUGAGGUGGUAGAGAGUGAGACAGAAGGAGAGUGAGACAUAUGGAGAGUGUGGUGGUGGAGUGUGAGGUGAAAGAAGGGUGAGGCAAUGGAGAGUGAGGUAGUAGAGAGUGAGACAUAUGGAGAGUGAGGCGGUGGAGAGUGAGACAUGGUGAGUGAGACAUGGUGAGUGAGACAGAAGGUAAUUUAGCAGCAGAAAAAGGACAGUCUGAAAUACGAGAUGAAAUGGCAGAAAACGAGGACAAAAAUGAGGCCAGUGUCUGAGCUCAAAAUGGAAGACGUGUAGAAGCUCAGCCUCAGAUUCAGACAGCGAUGA